AUGGGGCAGAGCUAUUCCUUGUCGACGUCCUGUUGCGCAUCACGGGAACGGUUGAACUCGGACUUCAAGGCUCGCGGCGCGAGCCCUCUGCGGAAACUUUCCCCAACCAAGUCCAGCACCUGCAAAAGCAGAGAUGAGUGGGCGGAUGAUGUCGAAGCUGGGUCGCCUUCGCUGAAUGUGGAGAUGGCCCCAGAGAGUGAAGGCCACAUGGCUCCUGAACCCGCACAGAUGGAGCCAUCUGGAGGAUGUGGAGCCGAGGAGUGCCAGAGGUCCCAACGCAGGCGACUGGUGACCUUUCAAGCUGGUGGUGAGUCGCCUAUGCCGUCCGCAUCAACCACUCCUCGUUUUCCAGAGUCAACGCACCAAGACAGCAUGCACUCGGACGAAGGCCCUCUGCGUCUUCGAGGGAUGUUCGAGAGCAGCCAGGUCAGCCAGGAUCCGGACGGACAGUGUCGAUACCAGACAAAGUCCGAGCCACCUUGCAGGCUCCCUCAUCGCCGUGAUGAGAACAUCAUGGUCUGCAGGCAUGGCUGCUGUCGAGCAUAUCGCCCAGACGGAGUGGCAAAGAUUGACAGGUUGGUGCAAAUCAUUCGCCGGGAACGGCAAACACACAAAAGAGUGCUUGAUUUCCUUGCAGAACACGGCUUCAAAGGUGUGAACGACUCGCGCCGUCCAUCCCUAGGCUGCCCUCGCUGGUUUCCACUACAUGCGGCCGUCAGUCGAUCCGAUGCAGAGAUGGUCAGGAUGCUGCUGCACAUGGGAGCCGACUCCUCCAGGAGGAACGGCAACGGGCUCACAGCGGGCGAGCUGGCCUUGCGUCAGACUAAGACGGGCCACAGGUGCGCUUUCGAUGUGCUUGCAGCGCUGGAAGCUCACGAGUCGCGCAUCGGCCGAGUCCGCGAGGGCAUGUGCUCUGUUGCUGAUCUCGCCGCAGAGCGCUGA
Symbiodinium natans is the source of this 942-nucleotide messenger RNA. Lineage: Eukaryota; Dinophyceae; Suessiales; Symbiodiniaceae. The record is from the annotation of a GenBank genome assembly.